UGGUCGCCUAGGAAAACAGUCAGAGAGAAAACAGCUGAGAGUAAACACUGCCAAGAAGCUCCUCCUCCUGACGGGAAAUCAUGGCAAAUAUCGCCAUACAGAGAAUCAAGAGGGAGUUUAAGGAAGUUAUAAAAAGCGACGAAGCACAAAAGUGCGCCAUCAAUGUAGAAUUAGUUGGGGAUGAUUACCGAGAACUCAAAGGCGAAAUAGCAGGGCCCCCAGACACACCUUAUGAGGGAGCAACAUUUCACCUUGAAAUCAAAGUUCCAGAAACAUAUCCUUUUAAUCCUCCAAAGGUAAAGUUUGUCACAAAAAUCUGGCAUCCCAACAUUUCCUCAGUAACAGGGGCUAUUUGUCUUGACAUCCUUAAGGACCAGUGGGCAGCAGCAAUGACUCUACGGACAGUCCUACUCUCCUUGCAAGCAUUACUAGCCGCUGCAGAGCCAGAUGAUCCUCAGGAUGCUGUUGUGGCGAGACAAUUUAAAGAGAAUCACCCACUUUUUCUUCAAACAGCUCAGUAUUGGUCACAUGUUCAUGCAGGAGCUCCCAGAGGAAACAGCGACUUCGCCAACAAGGUUCGAUGUUUGAUGGACUUGGGAGUAGGGGAGCAGCAGGCCCUUGUUGCAUUAUCAUCGUGCAACUGGGACAUGGAUCGGGCAAUCGAACAACUCUUCUCGUAGAUGCGUGUGGUUGGGGAUGCAUAGGUAAAGUAAAGUAAAGUAAAGUAAAGUAAAGUAUUAAAAAAAAAAUAAUAAUAAAAAAAAAAUAAUAAAUACAAAAAUAAAAAAUAAAAAAGAAAUGGGGAUUUGCACUUCAUCAUUUCAUUGGUAAUAAUAUCUUUUGAAGUCUGGUUGCUUGCAAGACAUUGCUCUGGUGUUCUUAUGGAUGAAGAUAUUGCAGCACAAUGAGUUAAGCUUGAUUUUCUAGCCCUGGGCUUAGUCCUAUUUCAGAAUGUGGUUACUCAUAUGAUGAUUUUAACAAAUUUGAAUGUGAACUUGGGCUAUGUGAAUAUGAACUCUGUAGGGCUGUGAAAUAAGUAUUUGUCCUGUGUUAUGCAUGACUCAUUUUGGAAUUAGUGGCAUACUUCUCCUAAUUUCUUAUGUAGGAUGGCAAUAAAAGUUGAGAGACUCUGCUAACAGGAAUAAAACAUCUUGUAAACCACUAGUUUAAGUAAAACUCAUUGCUUUGAUUACCUUGCUAAUGAAAUAAACAUUAUAAACUGUGCUUUAUGUGAUUUGGUUAGGCAAGAUUUGGCAAUUUUUUUUCAUACAUCUGUUAUUGUUCUUUCUCUGUUUGAAAUUGUAACACCCAGUAUGAUCUCUUUUUUGGUCUUUUUUUGGUAUUGAAAGUGGCAGGGGUAAUUGUUUAACAAUACAAGAUUGUGAAGAGAUAUUGCAAUUGUCUCCAAUAAAAUUCCUGUUUAAACAGUAGUUUAGUAAAAUGGUAAUUAUUUAUGUUCAUAUUCUCUGGCACUAUUCUUGCUGAAAGUCUGGGAAUUCUUGUAGCAUACCCACAAGAUUUUUUCUCCCCUUUUACUUUGUUUUAAGGGUCUUGGUCCUAUGAACUAAUUAUCAUAAAGUGAUAAUGAUCUGUCUAAAUACAUUGCCUUAAUUGUAGGAUCAUUGAUGAGGUUAGUCAUAUUUGUUUCUUGAAUCAUACGCAACAGUUGCAGCAGUCUGUCCAAAAGUUUUGGGAUAGUAAUUAUCUCUUCAAUUUUCAUUAAUAUUGUUUUUUUCUCCACCUCAUUUUGUUGACAGAUCUUAGUGUUUGUUUUUAGACUUAUUGCCACUUAAAAGAAGAGAUCACAACAUUGGAAACAUGAUACAGAGAUGAUACUUUACCAGUAAGGACCAUGGAUCAUAAGAUGUAACAUCAUUCUUUGACAUUGUACCAGAGUAGAGAGAGAUAUACAGUCCUUGUAUAGUGUGCCAUUCUUCAUUUGCUCCAGCUCUCCUUGUAAUUACCAAAUAAGAAAUGUCUCAGUGCUAUUAAUGAAUAAUUGUCUCCUUUUAUUAUAUGUAGAAUACAAGUGUUAUUGUCAUAA
Penaeus chinensis is the source of this 2044-nucleotide messenger RNA. RefSeq names its product ubiquitin-conjugating enzyme E2 K-like (gene Ubc4). Lineage: Eukaryota; Metazoa; Arthropoda; Malacostraca; Decapoda; Penaeidae. Gene Ontology annotation, molecular function: protein binding; ubiquitin conjugating enzyme activity. Gene Ontology annotation, cellular component: nucleus. The coding region runs from base 81 to 680 and encodes 199 amino acids. The transcript is spliced from 5 exons. Gene Ontology annotation, biological process: protein polyubiquitination; proteasome-mediated ubiquitin-dependent protein catabolic process. The record is from RefSeq and is a predicted model, not a curated record.